CCCCCUCCUUCCUCUCUGCCUUCCCUCCCUCUUUCCCUCCCUCCCCUCCAGAAUUAAAGUUGGGACAGUCGCGCUCCGGGGAUGGGUGCGAGCCAACGCCUCUGCUGCCGGCUCGCUCUGCUCCCUCCCCAGGUCGCCCGGAGCUCGCGUCCCCGCCCGCCCGCCCAGGAGGGAUGCUGCUCCGGGAGCUGCUGGGGCUGCUCCGCUGCUGCUGGCCCUCCCUGCUGCUGCACUGUGCUUUCCACCCGCUUUGGGGCUCCUUUCAGAUCACUCGGGGUGAGCCCCAGAAGUCAUGUUCCAAGCCUAUAGAAGAGAAAGUCACAGAGAGCUGCCAGGAAAUUUGCCAGUGCAGGCCACCUCCACCAUUACCACCGCCUCCUCCACCGCCACCGCCCCCCAGGUUGCUGGUGGUGCCGACUCCCAAGUCUACAUUUUGUCCCACUGAAGAUACCUGGUGGCCAGGCCUGGUUAUUAUCAUUGCAGUAUGCUGCGCCACACUAGUGUUCCUCUUUGUAGUUGUCAUCAUUUGCUACAAAGCCAUAAAAAGGAAACCAAUGAGAAAAGAAGAGAACGGAACUGAAUAUGCAAUGACCUCCUCCCAGAACAACAAAACAGUUGAUAACAAUGCAGCUGUAUAAUCCCUGAAACCCCACCAAGGCGCAGGAGGUGGUAAACUUUCAAAGCACACACAGGGAGUAUGCAAGGUGGGUGAAAUAAGGCAAGGAAAGGAGCUCUGUGGCCAAGGACUCCAUUUCAGAAAUCGUGCACCCAUCAGUGAUUCAGAAGAGAAAAGCAGGCUGCUCGUCAAGCUUGCUGCUUCUCCAAAGGAGGAUAAACUGGGCCACUGGGCUGCCUGGAGAAAAGGCCUCACAAAGGCAUAAGCACUGCAUGCUGCAUCUUGUGAAAGCAAUGUUGCGAUGCCUCCCGCUUCUCCCUCUCUUCCCUCCCACAUUCAGUUUGAAUUGAGUGCCCACAAAAAGCUGCUGAAAUAUGAGCCUGUGAGGAGAAGGUGAUCUGCCAGAGUGGCAGCAGCUUGUUAUAAAUGGGUCUGAGGGUCAAGGAUAGGAGGUGUCACCUACGUGCUUCUCCAGCCUGUGCAGUUUUGUAUGCUUCUACUUCAUUCUCAUGAUUUUAAUUAUUUAAUUAUUAAAAAGGGAACAAAGGUUUCUGUUGAGCCAUCAAGCAACCAAAAAUUGCAUGAACUAGUGAUUUAUCCCAGGAAAUUAAUGUAGAGUCUGGUGACUAUGCAAUUUCCUUGGCUGAAGACUUUUCAGGCAAGAGAAAUUUAGCAAUUAGCAUUGCUAUUAGAAUCAUUUUGGUUGGAAAAGACCUUUAAGAUAAUCAGGUCCAACCAUUAACCUAAUACACUGCUGAGUCCACCACUAAACCACAUCCCUGAGCACCACAUCUAGACAUCUUUCAAAUAUCCCCAGGGGUGAUGACCCAACUACUUCCCUGGGCAAGAGUAUUGAAACAGAUUUAUUAUUAAGAGGUGCUUUGUGUGUUAUUACUUCAUAAUCAGCCUCCUUUUUUGUAUUACACUUUGCAUUUUUAUCUUUCUUUUUAAAAUUCUACACAUUUCUCUGUGUUUAUAUCAUGCUGAUUCCCCAGAGAAAACUCUUCAGGAAAGAUCCUGGUGUGCGUAUUUGGACAGGAUUGUGUUGAAAAGGACUAGCAGCCCUUUGAAGUCUUCUCCAUUCACUAAUUAGUAUGAUUUCCAGAAAGUGCAGAGUUUCC
Molecule: messenger RNA, 1737 nt
Organism: Calypte anna (Anna's hummingbird)
Lineage: Eukaryota; Metazoa; Chordata; Aves; Apodiformes; Trochilidae
Gene: PRIMA1
Product: proline rich membrane anchor 1
Exons: 4
Coding region: 174-638 (154 amino acids)
Source: RefSeq, a predicted model, not a curated record